This is a messenger RNA of Eutrema salsugineum, 736 nucleotides long. RefSeq lists its product as uncharacterized. The transcript has a single exon. Lineage: Eukaryota; Viridiplantae; Streptophyta; Magnoliopsida; Brassicales; Brassicaceae. The coding region runs from base 97 to 567 and encodes 156 amino acids. The record is from RefSeq and is a predicted model, not a curated record.
CAUUGGCAUGAAUUGAAGUACUCAUCAACAUCACAGAGCUCCCAAAAGCAUAUCUCACCAAAAUCACAAUCAGCACCAAACGCACCCAAAAAAAAAAUGGCAGAUCAACAACAACAACAACAACAGUUUCAGCAACCUCUUGAGGUGUAUCCAUCUUCUUCUUCAUCUUUCUCCUCUUAUCCGCCGCCUACGUCCUCUCGUUCAAGUGGCUCGUUCAGUACAGUGUUCAUAGUUCUAGCCGCCAUUCUUAUCUUGGCAGCACUGGCUUGUGUGUUUGGAAGGCUAUGCAACGGCAGCCGCAAGGAUCACAAAAACAAGAACAAACCUUCAAAGCAUGAGAAACCUUCUUCAAAGAAGAGCCGUGAGAUCAGACCUGUGGAGCGUGAACCGAGAGAGAGAGGUGAUGAUUUGGAGUUUGGGUUUGACAUGAAGCGUCCUGGUCCAAUGAGCAAACCCUCUGGUCGAAACGGUGGGGACAUUGAGUUUGGGUUUGAUAACAAGAGAGGAGGAGGAGGAGGAAAGAAAGGACCACCUCCGGUUACUAAACAUGGAGUAAGGUUCAAGUGAAAGGAAAAUGGAGUUGAACUUCAGACACGGUGGUUCCGACUUCAAGCUCUGGUCAAGACACUGAUUGUAAUAAGACAAGAAACUUCCUCAAGCUCGUUUAACUUCAUCAUUUUCUUGUUUGUUUCUGUUUGUCGUUGUUCUUGUUUUGGGUCGAUUGGUCUUGUUUCAU